AUGAACAGCGUGUGUGGCUCUCGGUUGUCCCUCAUCCCCUCGCAGGCCCUGAGCUGCCUGCGUUCCUACCUGCUGUGCCAGCUUAGUGAGCCAGGCUGGGGGACUGAGAUGCUCAAUGACUGCCAGCACACUCAGGGAUUCUUGAACACGCUCGGUGUGUCUCACCGUGAGCUGGCACUCUCUCUGGGAACAACGUGUGACUCCAUCCAGCUCCGACAGAAGCUUCAGGAUAUCAGGGGCACAGUCCACCAGCACAGUGCAGUGACGGGGGCGAAGUUGACUUUUUUACUGAGCAGCAGUCAGAGCCUGAAUCCCAAGCAGCGAGCAGAAUUACAGCGAGUGUGCAUGCUCUUUGCUUCUUGCAUGGAGCUGCUCCACAGGGAUCUGCGGCAAGUUCACCAGCUCGAACUGCUUUUCCCACUGGAAAAGCCCCAGUUUCUGAUCAACACCGGGAUGACGGGUGACCCUUCUGGACCCACCAGCGAGCAGAGCGGUGAGAAGGGAGGCUCUGGAGAGCUGAGCUUGGAUGCACUAAUACUGGAAGUUGGGAGACUCCUGUGUGAGAUGGAGACUAGAGUACAGGCCCCUGUCUGGAGCUCCGAUGCCACCACUGAGCCCUGGGCAGAGGCCAGCUCUGACGAUGGGCCUGACACAGCCUCACCUGAUGGGCUAACAGAAGAGGAAACAGAAGGAGGCAGUAACUGUAGCUGUAAAGGCUGCUGUGUCAUCUCCUAG
Rhincodon typus (whale shark) is the source of this 735-nucleotide messenger RNA. RefSeq names its product regulator of G-protein signaling 9-binding protein-like. The transcript has 2 exons. The coding region runs from base 1 to 735 and encodes 244 amino acids. The record is from RefSeq and is a predicted model, not a curated record. NCBI's taxonomy places the organism in Eukaryota, Metazoa, Chordata, Chondrichthyes, Orectolobiformes, Rhincodontidae. Gene Ontology annotation, biological process: G protein-coupled receptor signaling pathway. Gene Ontology annotation, cellular component: neuron projection.